CUUUGCCAUCUUACUUUGCCGACCCAUUCCUGUUUUCCAGACAGCGUUGAGAAAACUUGAGAGGCUUUUUCCUCUCUCUUUUCGCAUCCACCCAAAGAUCAAGUGGGUGAUGGUCCAGUGGCAAGAGCAAGGAGCAAGAAACAAUUGAGAGUCAUGCGUUAAAUAUUUGUGCGGAUUUGUCCUAUUUUUCGACCCCUGCCACGCCCGGGCGUUAAAGCCCAGUAAAAAGUGACCGAAAGUGUACUAUAUGCUAAUAGAAAUGAUAAUUGACGUUUCCUGUGGAGUCCGCCGCCAUAUUCAGCUGUGUACCACACCCCGACUGUUGUAAAUAUUUUUUGAUGGAAACGGGUCGACUUCGGCCCGGAAAACGGGAAAUCGGGCAAGCUGGAACUCAUGGAAUUAGAGAAUAUCGUCGCCAACACUGUCUACCUCAAAGCACGAGAAGGAGGAGGAGAUAGUAACAAGGGCAAAAGCAAAAAAUGGAAGAAAAUCCUUCAAUUUCCACACAUAUCUCAGUGCCUGGACAUCCAGAAAAAAAUAGAUGUAAGAUACAGUUAUGUAGUAGAUCAGCAGCCCAUCGGGCGGUUGUUGUUCCGGCAAUUUUGCGAACAUCUCCACCCUGAGUAUCACACAUACAAUAUCUUCCUUGAUUCAAUUGAGCAGUAUGAACUGGAAUGUGAUGAAAACCGAUCUGACUUGGCACAGACAGUCUAUAAACGUUACCUGCAGAGAGAUGCUAUUGAAGCUGUGGAUGUUCUCAAUGCAGAAGUUGUUGAAAGAUGUAAAGAGAAACUUACUGCUGCUAGCAAAGAUGUAUUUGAUGACUGUUCUAGUGCUGUUAAGGCAUUUCUGGAGGGAGAACCCUUUCAUCUAUUUCUAGAAUCAAUGUAUUUCCAUCGUUACUUGCAGUGGAAAUGGCUGGAGAGCCAACCAGUUACACACAAGACAUUCCGUAUGUAUCGUGUUUUGGGAAAAGGAGGUUUUGGUGAGGUAUGCGCGUGCCAAGUUCGAGCCACAGGGAAGAUGUAUGCGUGCAAGAAACUUGAGAAGAAACGAAUUAAGAAAAGGAAAGGAGAGGCUAUGGUCUUAAUAGAAAAGCAGAUUUUGCAAAGAAUUAAUUCUAAAUUUGUGGUGAGCUUAGCAUAUGCAUAUGAAACUAAAGAUGCCCUUUGCCUAGUGUUGACAAUCAUGAAUGGAGGAGAUCUCAAAUUUCACAUUUAUAACAUGGGUGGGGACCCUGGCUUUGAGUUAAAUCGUGCUCGUUUUUAUUCCGCUGAGGUUCUGUGUGGCCUUCAACAUCUCCAUGCUCAAGGGAUAGUGUACAGAGAUUGUAAGCCAGAGAAUAUUUUACUUGAUGAUACAGGCCAUGUGAGAAUAUCAGAUUUGGGCCUUGCUGUUGAAAUUCCUGAGGGUGAUAUGGUUCGGGGUAGAGUUGGAACUGUGGGAUACAUGGCUCCUGAGGUCAUUGACAAUGACAAGUAUACCUUCAGUCCUGAUUGGUUCAGCUUUGGUUGCCUUAUUUAUGAAAUGAUUGAAGGUCAGGCACCAUUUCGGGCUCGCAAAGAAAAGGUGAAACGAGAGGAGGUAGAUAGACGAGUUAAGGAAGACACAGAAAACUAUUCACAUAAAUUCAGUGAUGAAGCUAUGUCUUUGUGCCAACAGCUUCUGAAGAAGUCACCCAAGACUAGAUUAGGUUGUCAGUGUGGAAGGCAAGGUGCACGAGAAGUUAAGCAACAUGACUUUUUCAGCUGUUUGAACUGGAAACGACUCGAGGCGGGCAUGUGUGAUCCACCAUUUGUACCAGAUCCUCAUGCUGUGUAUGCUAAAGAUGUGCUGGACAUUGAACAGUUCUCCACCGUCAAGGGAGUUAAUCUGGAUGCCACUGAUGAUACAUUUUAUACUAAAUUUAAUACAGGAUCUGUAUCAAUACCAUGGCAAACUGAGAUGAUUGAGACUGAAUGUUUCAAAGAACUGAAUCACUUUGGCCAGAAUAGUGCUAGGACACCAGAUCUUGUUCUUGAUGCUCCUCCAGAGCCUGAGUCUACAGGCUGCUUUCCAUUCCGUCGGAAGAAGAAGUUGACCGCUCGUAUGCGCCCUGUUCCUAUCCAUGUGGACAGCACUCCUCCUCCUCCUCCCCCGACCAUUUUGGAUACGUCAAUACCCAACACAGCAGCGACAACGCCAAGAAAUGCCAAUGCUGUGCAAGUGUCACCUGAUUCGACAGUUACCACUACCAAUACCUCAAUGUCUGUUCCUGUGACCUCAACUACCGCAACAUCCAAUCCAUCUGGAACUUCUGUGACAGUCUCAUCUGCAGGCAGCGGAGGGAUAGCUGUAAAUUCUGUGAGCUGAUGGAGGCCUAUAGCUGUGUGAUGUAUGAUAAGUUUGUUGUAUAUCUCAUUGGGGAAAAUGACUGAAUGAUUGCUCUGGAGACCCUGGCUAUUUUGCCAAAUGGUAUGGUUACUGUGUAUGGUUCAGCUGUUUGGGCAGACUGCUAAGGAGAGAGCACCAGGUUGAUUACAUUAUUUAUCUUAGGAGAUGAGUUUCAAAGUUGCAUGGGUGGAGUAUGUUCUGUUCUGUUCUUAAUUUUAUUUUUCUAACUCUCUUUUUAACAUGACUGGAGCUUAUGAAGCUUCAUUCAAGUAAGUUUUUUUUCCACUUGACCAUUUUUCUUGCUAUUGAAGUGUGUGUGAGUGCUUAGGAGAAGUUUUAUAGCCGAAUAUGAAAUUCAUCCUUGCCAUUAGAGUAAUUUUUGACAGAUGCCAAUCAAACACAUGCUCAAAGUACAAGAUAUACAAUUUUUUGUAAUAUUUAUUAUAAGCAGAUGGUUUCUGCUUGUUUGAAAGUGGCCUAAAAUGCAUGUUAUAAUUUGUGAUAUUCUGAUGUACCUGUGUGGGUUGCGCUCAUCCAUGCAAAAUCAGAUUACAAUAUCAGAAUUGCUGAAGCCUCUCCUCUAAUCCCCGAUGCUCUCUCCUUCAGAUCAAAUUUAGCUCAUAGAAUGUUUCAUUAUUUAAUUUGAAUACCUGUAUGCAAUGGUGUAUCAAGUGUUCUUUCUUACACCUUAUCUCGUUUCUUCUGUUUCCCUGAUUAAGAAAGUUAUGUUUCCUCAGUCAUUUAUUCUGGACCACAUUUAAGUCGUGGUUGUUACCAAGUAUAAUACAACCUCAACUCAAAUGUGGACUGGACCCAGUAUUUAUUUAGACCCCUAUGAAAAUGAUAAGCCAUGUUGCUCCUGUGUUCUGUAAUUUUUGACCUGAUUAUGGUUGCUUUUACUUGUAAUGGAUUGUUUCUUUCUUUUCCCAUCCCCUUCAUUGUGAUGUAACAAUAUACAAGUGCAUUGCUGGUAUGACUGUUCUUUUGCAUUUCUUUCAUUCAGGUGAAGUGUGUGAAUGUGCUGAUGGUCAUGAACACUGAGAGUACAAGUAUCCAUUAAGUUUUUUCUUCUUUUUUUAUGACUCUUAAAAGCACUGCAGUAUUAUAUUGUUUAAAUUGUUGUAAUGAAUAUUGAGGAGUGUAGAUGAAGCCAACAUGCCAGGAUUCAGGAAUAGUAAGAAUUGUUUCACAACUUGCCGGUAAGCCUGUUUUUCCCUUCAUUUAGCUGUGGCUCUUUCUUUUAUGCUAUUUCAUGUAGUGUUUUACAAAUGAUGGUACUUGCCAUGUUUUAAUUAUUAUUGUCGGACUACUAUUUACUUUCAGUCUUCCAUACAACCUGAAACCUCAGUCUAGUGCACAAGCCAAGAUAGGCACCAAAAAUGAGAAAAAAACAAUCCUAUUUAAGAUUUGUUUGAUUGUAAGGCAUGAAUCAAGCGUACCUGUUACUUUAAAUAUGCUUAACAAUGAUGUACACAAACCGGAGCCCAUGUAGGGAUUCCUCUAUAAAUUUUAAACAUCUGUGCAAACUGCAUGGAACUAAGAUCUUGCCAGUGGGCUCUCUGAGGAUAGUGCCAAAGCCUAAUAUGUUAAUUGUGAUUUGUGUUAAAGACCCAGAAUAGAAUUGGGAAGCUGCACUUUUUAAAUUCAUCCUUCUUUGUUUUGACACAGAUGUUAUCCUUUCUUUAAAAUAAACAAAGCUGCUGUUAUCUGCACAUUGUUUCUUGCCUGCUUUUAAUUGCUUUAUUUUCUUAAUAUUAUACCUGAAGUGUUUCAUCUACUCAUGGAUAUUCAUUUGUUACUUCAUCUUGUCAAUUAUUUGUUACAAAACCAAAUAACUGUACAUGAUUAAUUUUAUCUGUAGUUGAUUGAAUGUAGUAGAAAUCAUCAGUGUGUGUCUAGAUGACUUUGAUGGUAGCAUCAGUUCAGUCUCAUGGGCUAGUGGUAAAGGGAUUAAGGAGUGUUUAGUUUCAGUAUAAGGUCUUGUUUGAAUGAACAUGCUCUAAAAUAGCUAGCUUUCUUCUUUUGUUUUCAUAUUCGCUAUCUCUAUUCCUGCCCUAAAUCUUCAUGAUGUUGUAUAGAGCAUAUUAUUUAAUGAUAAUGUUUAUCAAUGCAACUCCAGUUUUCCUCAUGGUCUGAUUAAUGAAUUUUUAAGUUGUAUUUGCUUAAAGGUUUUCUGGAACAAGUCUCAAGCGAAAUUUCCUUCAUGUUUUGUGCAUGUCAUCAUAUUUUUUUUCCAAAGUUUUCUCAUAAUUUGCAAAACAGUAUGGCCAUGUAGCAGGGCUUGGAAGGUGGUAAAAUACCUCAGUGGAGAAUCCAUUUCCCUGAGCCAACUGUCAGGCUGUUCUGCACCAGGUUGACAAUCAGACUGAAAAGCUUAGCUCUUUUGUGAUACUUUUGCUUUGGUUUUGAUGGUUUAUUGUCUUGAGUCAUGCUUCUGUUCCGAUGAAAGUGAACCUUGUUACUUCAGAACCAGGCCAUGGAUUAUAUGCUUAUUUAAGUGAGUUGUUUAGUCUCAAGCAAGAUGUAGCUAGUGGUGGUAUUUUUAUUUUAUUUUACCAGUUUUGUGUGCUAUAGAGAUGCUGAUACUCGUUGUGAGUGGUUUAAACGGGUUUAUGCUAACGUUAAAGUUUAGUCAAAACAGUCUUCUUUCAGUUACAGAUUUCUUUAGAUAUUGGAGUCUGCCUGAUUUCAUUUGUUUCUCUUGCACUAGUUUUUAUGUGUAACAAUCAGCAAAGAUGUUUACUUUUAAACUUGGUUUGCAUUAUGAUUUCUGGUGCAAGAAGUUACGCACACUGGAUGAGUUUAUAAGAGAAAAUCAUUUUAGUUUUUGUUAUUGUUGUGUGUUCUAGCUGGGCCUGUCCAUUUUAUUCUGAGAUAGUAUUUCUCUUAAACAAUCACAUUCUUUGUGUGAGCAUAACUUAUUUUCUUUCUCAAAGCUCAUGGUUAUCUUUGAGAAUCAGAUUCCAAAGCUGGCAUUUGUUCCGUUUGUCAGCAUGUGACAUAUUACUUUGCUUACAAACUUAGUUCAAAAUUUCUCUGUUUUCCACAUUGUUUCAUUGUCCUCAGUUUUUAGCCAGAACCUAUCAAUGUGGAUGUUCACAUUAUCAUUCUAUUACGCGAUGUAUCAGUGUUAUUUAUUUUAUUGUUUGAAUGCUUUCAGAGGGAACACUCUUCCCUUGUGUUGCUAUUUAUUUUCUAUUUAUUUAUUCACUGUUUUUAAUGCAUUUUAUCUUACAAAGGAGAGGGCUUAAUCAUUCUCUCCAUUAAAGCCAAUCCUUUAAUUUUAUUGAGUUAGAUUAGAUACAAAGUGUUUGGUCAGUGUAAUUUGACUGUUUUGGCAAGUCGAUUACUGUGAUCUAUUCAUAUUUUAUUUUAAUGAUUCUUGUUCCAAUUUCAUGAACAAACUAAUUUUCUUUUGAGAGGUUUACAUUUGCUGCUGAAACCAAAUGAGUCUCCAGAUAGAUUUACUUAUUGAGUUAUGUAUUAAAUGCCAGCUUUGAUAUCUGCAGGCUUAUACAUGUUUAUAAUUUUUCCCCUUAUUUAUAUGAUGAAAGACUCUUUGUCUUUGUUUUGUAUCUUGAAUCAAAAGUUUUAUCAUACUUCACCAAAUAAUCAUAAUUGAUGCAAAAGAUCUGAUUAUUUAGUGAAGACACAUAUUGUUGUUUUAAUUUGUGGUCAAAAGUUCUGGAUUUAUAUGUAGCAUAUGUUUUUUUAUGCUAGGCCAAUCCACCAGUACUCUUUGUGGAUAUUUCCAAUAAAGAAAUUAAAUUAAUGUAGAAAUUUGUUGUUUACAUGUCCUGGUUUGCCAAUUUACAAUAGAUAAUUAGUCCAUUUUCCAGUGAAAGCCUCCUUUAUCACCUUCAUGUUCCCAUAAACAGAAAGAAAAAUAGCGAAAAAAAAUUUGAGUUUGAAGAGUUUUUCUUCAAGUGCAGAUCAACAUAAACGAGUGAAUCUCUAGCUAAUAAUUAGUGAGUUACCAUGAGGCUUGUCUGGUGUGCUGUUGAAUUUCUCUGGCUUCUGUGAGCUAUCCAAUCCAUUAACUUCAUGAGAAAAGGUCAGUUUCUGCCUUUUACUGUGUUAGUAAAUUUUACCUAGGGUUAUUAUUUUGUUUUAUUUCUCUUUGCUUUUAAAAACACCCUGUGAUUGUUCUCUAAAGUGAGGUGAUGUAUCCUCUUCUGAAACCUUAUGUAUGUUGUUACAGUUAGAUUGGAUUGGGUUCGAUUGAAGUGUUUUCUAAGAGAGCUGUCAUCCCGAUUAAUUCAGAAAUCUGUACAUAGUAAACCUUUUUCAGUUUUUAUGUUCACAACAUGAUAUUGCAAUUAUGUCGUAACACUUAAUAGCUUGUAUGUUCAUCUUGUCCUUCAUAAGGUUUUGGACCAAAUGUUGUUUUUGUUUAACUAUACACGUUUCGUCUCUUUCAAUUCUAUGUUUGCAUGACUGGAUACCAAAAAGGUGGCGAGGGGAUUCCAUUUUCUAAUGUGUUUCAAUUAUGUAAGUGUGUACCAUGGAAAUCUGAUUUUCCUGCUUCUGUGACAUUGGAGUGUAACUGUAUCUUGCAUAGUUUGUCUGAGGUUCCCAUCUAGAUUGUGACAUAGCUACUUCAUUUUAACAUUUUAAAUGGUUUGUGGCGAUGGUAGGCCGUUUUUUUUGUGAAACAAUUUCUUAAUUGUCAGUUAAGGUGUUAGAAAUACUGAGGGUGAGAUUUGCUACUCAUUACGGGAGUUCUCGUGUAGCUAGUUGAUGGGUCUGGCUAAAAUAUUCUUUGUUCCUAAAUCUGGUGAUUCAUAAAAUUUUCGGCCUUUCCAAGAUGGCCUUUCCUAACUGAGUAACCUUCAAUCAGAUGACUGGGCAUAAUUUUAUGUAAGCAUUGCUCAUAGUGUGUGAAAAAAUCUGUUGAUUGUCAAAAAAAUAUUCAUACUCUAUGGCAAAUCCAAAGUGAAGAAAGAUAAUUUCUUCUCCUGAAAUUUUGAGACAUUACUCAUCAAGACUGAUAUUUUGGCCAAUUUUACAUUCAUGACAACAAAGUAGAUGGAAAUGUUGAGAACUAAAGACUAGUACAUUGGUUUGCAAGGUGAAGCAAAAUAGAGAAAUAUUUCUGCCUUACCUCUGCUUGCUGGUUGCUUGGCACAGCCUCCUAUGUGUGCAGAUAGUGUGUUUCAUUUAUAUACCUCUGGAUUUGAUCCUUCUAGUCAACUUGUAUCAAACUAUUCUCUGUCCUCAGAAAGUAAAUCAAGGAGACUGAUUUCUUCAUUUACCAAUGUAAAGUAUAAUUGCUGUGGUUCAAAUUUUAUGGCCAAAUUGAUAUCAUUAGGUAUUUGUGCUUUUGUGAGAUAAGCAGGUUGAGUAUGCACAGUACCUUGCAAAUUAUUCAAUGUCUGUCUAUGUAUUUCUUCAGUGUAGAUAGGUGGAGUUUCACUUUCUCUCUUGUGCUCACUCUAAAUAGAAGUGUGUUUAGAUGUCCAUAGUUGUGUCUGAUGACUUUCUUGUUAGCAAGUGUGCAUACCACCUCAGUUUCUAUGAAAUGUGUGAAUUAGCCAAACUUCUUCACUAAUCAAAUCAUCUUUCAUCAGGUUCAUGCAUAUCAGUGUUGAUAACUGAGGCUUUGUUCCCAUUUUAAUGAGGUUUCUGAGCCAUGAGUUUAUCUCAGUCAAGGUUUGUUUCUGCCCUGAUUAUUUUAUAAGCACCUAAAACUUUCAAUCCUCUACUUGCAACUUAAAAAAAGAAGACAUGUUUUUGUCUGUUUGGUUUUGACUGCUUUCUAAAACAAUAUUACACUGUUGUUUUUUAUGGUUCUUUUACUUUGAUAAUGUUUUGAGACAACUAAAAUCUGUAAUUGGUGCUAUGUUGUUGCAAAGUGGAUUUGAGAAUCUUGGAAUAAGAUGAACUAUGAUAUGGUCAGUUUUGUAAAACCUAACUUUUGUAGCCAUUUUCUUUUGCCUUUGGCAGAUACAGGUAAAAAAGAUAAUUAAAUCCCAGUAUCUUGUUGUUCUUGUAUCAUUUGUCAUAUUUAAUGUUGUAAUGGUUGUUUUAAAGUGUGUAAAGUAAGGAAACUACUAUGUAAAGGAAAAAUAAAAAAAAUCUAUAAUAA
This is a messenger RNA of Thrips palmi, 8461 nucleotides long. It is a transcript of the gene Gprk2, whose product is annotated as G protein-coupled receptor kinase 2. Gene Ontology annotation, biological process: protein phosphorylation; regulation of signal transduction; signal transduction. NCBI's taxonomy places the organism in Eukaryota, Metazoa, Arthropoda, Insecta, Thysanoptera, Thripidae. The record is from RefSeq and is a predicted model, not a curated record. Bases 394 to 2352 code for a protein of 652 amino acids. Gene Ontology annotation, cellular component: cytoplasm. The transcript has 15 exons. Gene Ontology annotation, molecular function: ATP binding; G protein-coupled receptor kinase activity.